AUGAGAUACACCCAGCGGACAGAAUUAAGACAUCCGACAGAUUACUGCGUGAAAUUCUGCCAUGCACCGCUUCCUUUCUUCCAUCGUGUCAAUCGCCAGACGGAGUCAGAAGCUGGACUUCUGGACUGGUUGGCUAAUAUCCAGCGGAAAGGCACGUACGAGAGUCUAGGGAAGAUAUUCUCUAUCCCUGACACUGUAGUCUUCCCCGGUAUGAUUGAGAAGGGAUCUUAUGGCCAUAAUAGUUCUUUGAACCUGGAGAAUCUGUUGCCGGAUGGAGAGGAGAGUCGAUGGGCGGAGGAGUUGAAGGGGACGAUUGAGUUUCGACAGCAUAAGGGGAGUUUGGGGGCAGUGGGGAUCCGAACUACGACUUUGCAUGAGUUGCUGACGCAUAUCGGCUGCGAGCCCGAUCUGAUACAUUUCCUUGCCAAUCCAAGAACGACAUACGAGGACCCAGACUCGGAGCGACCUGCUAUCUUCCCACCAAGCAGUAUCGUCGCUUGCAUAGAGCAGAAUAAGUUCGAAGAGGCUGCGAGGUUCGAGCCUGAGGCCGUAUCCGAUGUGAAUAACAAGGACUAUGGUCUCGAUGCUUCGGUGACAGAGGCGAGUAGUCCGACGGAGGUCAUGGCUCGGUGCUGCCAGCAGGCUUGUGCUACGGUGGUGAGUAAGGGCGCUGAUAUCUUCCCUUCUCAAGCGAAUAUUGCUGCGCCGGCGAGGGCGCUGGUGUUUGAGCAUAUUGCGGAGAUGUAUCGUGGGACGGCUGAUCCACGGGAGUAUUGGUAUUUGUCGUAA
This is a messenger RNA of Recurvomyces mirabilis, 789 nucleotides long. RefSeq lists its product as uncharacterized. Lineage: Eukaryota; Fungi; Ascomycota; Dothideomycetes; Mycosphaerellales; Teratosphaeriaceae. Bases 1 to 789 code for a protein of 262 amino acids. The record is from RefSeq and is a predicted model, not a curated record. The transcript is spliced from 2 exons.